Molecule: messenger RNA, 1893 nt
Organism: Cuscuta campestris
Lineage: Eukaryota; Viridiplantae; Streptophyta; Magnoliopsida; Solanales; Convolvulaceae
Source: the annotation of a GenBank genome assembly
CUUCAUAGUACGGACCUGGAUUACGUCGAAAUCGAAUCGAUAGCUCGAACGGAAGACAAAUCAACGAAAUCAACCGAACGGGUCAAGUCGAGUCAAAAUACGAAAUUGACCAAUCAAUCCGGCGUGGAGGUUAAUCUGCCGGCGAUAUCAACUCGGGGCAGCGGCCGGAUGCGGCGACGGUGACGGACGCCGGCGACAGUGGCGUAGCGGCAGCUCGACGGCGGUGAGCAGCGACUGGCGGCGCUGCAAUCGACGGCGAGGAAGGACACCGGCAGUGGAGGCGACGUCCAGCGCUCGGCGUGGCGGCGCUGCAAUUCGUCGGCGAUGAUGGCGGAUUUCCGGCGAAGGACACAGCGGUGGCGCUGGACAGCGACUGGCGACGCUGGGCGGCGACUGCUCCAAUUGGACGGCGACGACCUGCUGGGGAAGGGCGACGCCGGCGGCUGGUUGCUUCAACUGGACGGCGACGAGGAGCGGCGAUUGGCUGCGGCGAGGCUGGGGAAGGCGACCUGCGAUGAGCGGCAACGCCGGCGGCUGCUCCAAUUGUACGGCGGCGAAGAUGCAACUCGGCGGCGGAGGUCGAUCGGCGAAGAAGAAGAAGGAGGAGGAGGAGAUGUGCGGUUGUGCGGUUCUCAGAGAUCCGAAGGAAAGAAGAUAGGUUUAGUUUUCGGGGCGUUACAUUGUGAGUGGUUUCACAAGUUACCCAAGGGGUCGAUAGAUAAGUGGGGCGACCUGGCCCACAAGUUCUUGGAGCACUUCGCAUCCAGCCGGAGACAAAAGCUCCCCUUCUCGCAUUUGCUCAAUGUGAAGAUCCGGAAGGGGGAACAGCUUCGGGAGUUCAUUAAUAGGUGGGAGAAGGAGGCUAGGGAUGUCCAAGGGGCGGACGACCAAGCCCUAAUCGCCAUGCUCCAAGCUGCACUCCCCCAAGGGGAUGUGCGUAAGGAGCUGCGACGGAAUCCUCUCUCGACCUAUCAAGAGAUGUUGGCCAGGGCGAAGUACCUGGCGCUGGAAGAGGAAGAUGAUGAGCCACAAGUCCGGAAGGAGAAGAAAAGCGGGCCACCGGUGGCAGAAGGAAAGAAAAGGAAGGAUUAUGGUAAGGGGCCGAACCCCACCGGGUAUCAUGCGAACAGGCAUCCCGUUCACGCGGUACAGUCGUUGCCGGCCCCUCCUCAUGGUCGGGAAAGCUAUGGUGUGCAAGAUGCACCCAAAUACUGCGAGUACCACCGUAACAGCACCCAUAACACGUCGGAGUGUGUUACGCUAAGGAAGGAGAUGGAUCAGCUGAUCGCUAGAGGGCCACCUCCUCGGUCAGAGCGACCGUCCACAAGUAACCGAACCUGGAGGAGGCCGCCAGCCCCCACGGCAGCGAUCACAGCAGGAGAGGGGCAAGAAGAUGGACGGCGGCACCUAGGGCGAGAUUGUGAUGACCUAGAUGAGGAGGAGAGGCAAGGUCGCCGACACCUGGGGUGUCGGUUCAUCAUGGGAGGAAACACUGGAGGAGAUUCGGUAUCCUCCCGUAAGAAGUGGAAGAACAUGGUGUACCUGGCCGAGGUACAAUGGCCACCGCUACCUAAGCGAAAGAAGAAGGAACCUCUGAUCUUUACAGACGAGGAUUAUCCCCCAGUCCUCAGCCCUCACAGGGACGCUCUGGUGAUAAGAGUGGAGAUCAAUAAUGUGGUUGUUCACCGAACCUUGGUCGAUACGGGCAGCUCGGUCAACGUAAUGUACAGCAACACCUUUAAGGAUUUGGGAUUGUCCCGAAGCGACCUGAAACCAAUCCAUACGCCGCUGUCAGGAUUUACAGGGGAUACUAUCGAAGUAGAAGGAACUAUCACGGUAAAGGCCGGGGUAGGAGAUGGCACCCACCGACUCUGGGUCGACAUGGAAUUUAUG